This is a messenger RNA of Ectocarpus siliculosus, 1481 nucleotides long. Lineage: Eukaryota; Phaeophyceae; Ectocarpales; Ectocarpaceae. The record is from the annotation of a GenBank genome assembly.
AUGUACACGAUGGAGAAGCUGAUGGAGCAGCCCAUGUUCACGGAGCACGCGCUGAUGAAGCGGAUCCGGGCGAGCGUGUCAGAGCAGCGGUAUAAGGACGCGAACGGUUUCAUCGAUGACUUCACGAGGCUGUUGGGCACGUGCGUUGUGGAGUGCGACCGUGGCCCAGUGUUGAAUGCUCUAAAGGACCACGUCACCAAGACUGGCCAGCCCGACUUGAAACGCCCUAGCAAGGCGACGUUCCACGGCUUCCCUCACCCUCUCUUGGAGGAAAUGCUGGCGCAGACGGCCAUGGCACGGAAGAAGAUGUCGCCGAGCGGAAUGCACGCCACGGUGGACGUCGGGCGUUACCUAGCGCGGGCCUACGGGAAAGGGCUGACGUCUGGUGCAAAGUUCAUCGGGAAGCCGAGCAGGGAAAAGGCCUUCCACGCACAGCGGAAAGAGAGGGAGGUCGAGUGGACUAACGUGGCUAAUGCCGAGGAAGCAGAAGCUUUGAAGGCGAACAAGAAAAUGAAGGCCAAGGGGAAAGGCGUCGAAGUCCCGAAGAAGAGGCAGAAGACGUCCUCACCGGUUUCAGUGCCGUCGGCUACUCCGAGGCCGAACCGAAGCCUCAGGACUACCCGCCGCAUGAUUUCGGAGGACAGCGGGGAUGAGCUCCCACGGUCGGAUACUCCUGUCGCGGCUGGCAAGGUCACGGAUACGGCCACCCGCGGAUCGGAUUCAUGGAACAGCAGGCCCAGUGGUGAACCCACUCCUCAUCGACUCAGGCCCCGCGACAGGGUCCACUGCCACCACCUGCAGGGUCAAGUGUUGGAGAUGUACGAUGAGGAAUACAGGGGGCGAAAGAAGCAGGGAAUCCUCGAUGGGCAAGCCAUCAUUUGCCUAUGUGGCUGUGGAAUCACAAUGAAAGGAGGGCACUGGCUGGAGCACAACGGCGGGAGAUCCAGCAACAGGCACCCAGGCUACCCUUGGAAGUACAUGCGGAUUGUCGAAACGAAGGAGAUGCUUUCCAACCACUGGCCGGUGUGCGACACUCACCCAAACCUUUGCGACUCGUGCCUCCUCUGGGAGUCGCCGGGGCUGCCGAUGACUACGUGCUGGAAGUGCCACACCUCCGUCCAUGCUUCCGAAGACUGCGCCAUGCGGGAGAGCUCGAACGGCGUGGAGACAGCAGCGGAACUCGUCGCGCCCCCCCCCUCGGGGAAGAAGUCGCGCACGAGGCCAGGCCGUCGCAAGGAGCCCAGGCCUGUGGAAGACAAGUCUACCGUUUGGAAUGGUGGCGGUAAUAUCAAGAGGGAGGACCCCAAUGCUGGAACAUGGGUGUGCCAGAUCUGUGCGGGGUACCGUACCGUGCGUCAGCGGGCCUCCUUCAACAAAAAGAAGCCCCAGAACAAGUGAUGCCGCCUGUGGCGUGCGGGGGCGACAUUCGGCGGGCUGUUGGCGCAAUUUGUUAGACGUUGGAAGCGGUGACGUGGCGUGGU